Molecule: messenger RNA, 2321 nt
Organism: Ectocarpus siliculosus
Lineage: Eukaryota; Phaeophyceae; Ectocarpales; Ectocarpaceae
Source: the annotation of a GenBank genome assembly
UGCAGGGCACACCUUCUCCAGGAUGACCUCGGCCCCAGUCCUCCCGCAGUUCCUUCUUUUGGCUGGUACAGCGGUGGUCACCUGUGCCCCAGCGUUAUGGUCUUAUGGAGGGAUCACGGGAACUGCCUUGAUUGCAGCAGUGGUCGUUCAAGCCGUGGUAUUCGCUACGGUGGUGUUCAUCAUGUACUUGAGCUGGGCAUACGGCGCGAUGAUGAGUCGUAACUCGCUCAAUGUUGACACCUACACGGGGAAACAGCCCAGCUUCAAAGACAGGGUGGGCGUGGCAUUUACUCACUGGAUGGCAGCCGGCUUGGGCGCUGCUUCCUCGCGUCACACCCCAAGCGACCCCGUCCCGCUCGAGGCGAUGCCCUCGUCGUUCGUGGACAAGCUCAAGGUCAACCACGACUCGACCUCGGCGGCGGCUAUCUCUCUCAGGGGCGGCGCAGCUGGCGGCGGUGGCACCCCCCGCCUGGCGAUCCGAUCUUCCCGCGGGGGGACGAUCUUCGUGGGCACCAUCAGGAUGGGGUUCGGGCACCACCGAAUCGCGUACGCGGCUAGCUCGUGGGGGCUGGAUGCCGGGAUGGGGACAUACUUCCACGACCUGCUCAACAUCAAGUCGAGGGAGGCAGGGAUCAUCAAGAAGGCAGACGGGUUGUACAGCUACUGUUCUCGUCUUGCGUCGGAGUUGGGCGGUGUGGCGGAAAAGAUGUGGGGGGCAAUGACUCUCUCCGGUGACGAGAACUCUCUGAGGAAUUCGUGGCAGAUGGCGGAAGAGCUCAAGCCUCUGAUGAUGGAGCUCGACAAGGACGUCCCUGUGAUCACCUCGCACUCGCUCGUCGGCAUGACAGCCGUCGCCUGCGGCUUCAAGCACGUGAUCAACCUAGUUAUCGAUAACUGGGCCCAGUGGUUCGUGGUGGUGCCGGGGGCCAUCAAUCUGGUGCAGGGGCCUUCCAACUACGAGGCGCUUCUUCGGAUGGGAGUUCCUCCUGACCAGGUCCGCUUGGCUGGCCACUGGGUUCCCAAGGGCGUCCACGAGACUAUCGACCAGGACUGCAGGUCACGGAUUGCGCGCGCCUCCUCGGGCGUGAGCGCGCGGCGCCUGCUGGUGCCUGUUGGAGGUGCCGGCGCCCAGAGGAAGUUCGUUUCAGGCUUCGUUCGCAACUUGGUGGAGCCGCUGAAGGAUGGCCGGGUGAGGCUGCUGCUCAACGCUGGAGACCACGCUAGCAUGCAGAAGUCCCUCAAGAAGUGCUUGGAGGAACUAGGAAUCGGUUUCAAGGUAAUCAGCGAUUUCGAUGAGAUGAAGGCUCUCAUCGCACGCUUGCACCUGUCGAUUGAAGAGGGAGAGGAUGAUGACAGCGGAGCCUUCAUGAAGAGGGUGCUCGCUGCAGAGGAAGGACUCCCCCCUGUCAUCAUGUUCGCCUUUGACGACUAUUUCCCGGCGGUGGCGGCUACCGACCUUCUGGUGCCAGUGGCUGACAUUUUGUGCUGCAAGCCGUCCGAGUUGGCGUUCUACCCGCUGCCCAAGCUCAUGAUCCGCAGGGUGGGGGACCAUGAAGCUCACUCGGCAACGAGAGCGGCGGAGAUUGGGGAUGGGACGCCGGAGGUUCGCACACUGGAGUCCGCCGCGCACUACGUGGAGAUGCUCUGCUCGAAGGAGCGCCCGGACCUGUUCGUCAGCAUGAACCAGCAGAUCAUCAAGAACCUCAGCAUCGGCAUCUAUGACGGCUGCAAGGUUGCUGUUGAGCUAGCCGCGGAACUGGCUAAGCUCUGAGGCUGCGAUGCGAUAUGUAGAUCGUAUCCUAAUGUGGAAUUUCUUCGGGGAACGACGCGCCUCUGUCUGGCCAGGCAGGCAGCUUUAUUCUUAAUCUCGUGCGCGGUCUUGUUAGUAAAACCAUGGAUGCUGAUCCACGGGUUGUCAUAUAUUCUGUGUUGCGUGGCUAUCGUAUUAUUUGUUGUCACGUUGGAAGCCGUUUUGUUUGGGGAAGGUGGGCGUGUGGCGUAACUAGAAUGGUUCUGAACGACCCUGUUCUAGUGUCACCCCACUCUCAUGCCGGAUUUCUCCGCCUAAAUACAGGCAAGGGAAAAUAUAUUUGAAGAUUGCGACGGUGGGAGCGCGUGAUCGCCCAAACCAACCUCUUCAACAUGCGGGGGUUGUCCAGUAGAUAUACUCUAGAACGAAAGCUCUUCAAGUUUUCAGCGUCGUCAACUCACUGCUGUAAACACGCAAGAGCUCGAAUUGGGGGAGAAGCAUGACAAUGAUUUUGAGUGCAAUAGACUAAUGCGUUCAAGGGAACUCGGCCUGGUUGUUGACAACCCUGUAC